Molecule: messenger RNA, 1030 nt
Organism: Naegleria gruberi
Lineage: Eukaryota; Heterolobosea; Eutetramitea; Acrasida; Naegleriidae
Exons: 3
Coding region: 1-987 (328 amino acids)
Molecular function (GO): Hsp90 protein binding; Hsp70 protein binding
Source: RefSeq, a predicted model, not a curated record
AUGGACACCAAUAAUUUAGGCCAAGGUCCAACUGCAGAUUUUAAAGGAGAAUAUGUUCAUCCUGUUGUCUCUGCAAAUAAGGGAACAGCAUCAUCACUGUUGCUUGAAGAAUACACCAAGACCCACAUUUGUAAAAAUCCUUUGAAAGGAGGAGGAAAACAAUCCAGGCCCGAUGCAACUUUUCUUCCAAAAUCAAGUGAAUCUCCUUUUGGAAGUUUCCCAAAUGAAAUGAAGCCAAGAACAAUGAAGACUCAAAGAAUUCAAUCAUCGACAGAAUCUUCCCUUGAUUCAGGAUUGGUUGGUUCUAAAAUCUCUAAGAAAAUUGGAUCUGGAGGAGCCUCAAGCUCUUUAAGAGAAGGUAAAAAGCCAACACCUCCACCAAAACCUGUUGCUGGUGCAAUGGAAAGAAGAUCCAUCCCAGAAACACAAUUCAGAAAGUUUUACGAAAGAGGAGACUUACCAAUCUCUAUUAAACAUGAGGGAACAAAUGAAAUCCAUUGGAAAGUUAAAGCUGAAAAACUCGAUUAUCAUCACUACCUUCCAAUAUUUUUUGAUGGGUUAAGAGAAAAAGAAGAGCCAUAUAGAUUUUUAGCAGUGCAAGGAACAUUUGAUUUGUUAAAAUAUGGUAAAGAUAAGAUUGUGAACUGCAUACCACAACUAAUUAUUCCAAUCAAGACUGCUUUAAAUACAAGGGAUCCUGAAAUUAUAUGUACAGUACUGAAAGUAAUCCAACAAUUAGUUUUAUCAAAUGAGAAAGUUGGUGAAGCCCUAGUUCCUUACUAUAGACAAAUUCUUCCAAUUUUCAAUCUCUUCAAGACCAAUAAUAUCAAUCUUGGAGAUGCCAUUGAAUAUUCUCAAAGAAAGAGACUAAAUAUUGGUGAUUUAAUUGAAGAAACUCUUCAACUGUUAGAGCAAGAAGGAGGUGAAGAUGCAUUUAUUAAUAUUAAAUACAUGAUUCCAACCUAUGAAUCGAGCGUGCUCAAUUAAACAAUGUUUCCCCUUGUAUAGAAUCCAAAAAUAAACCCUUUCU